AUGAUGGCACCCAUCUUCAUCAAGAGCAAGGAAGAAGCGCUCCCCGACGUCAAAAACUGGCUCCUUAGCGCAUUCCGAGAGAAGAAGGGCUACUUCGUGCCCAAGAAGGAUGUCUUUGGCGCCUACGCUGACUUCUGCGCCCAGCACCACUAUGAAUCCACCACCCCGGCCUCCUUUGGUAAAUAUUCCCUGGGGUGGAGACCAGGCGGCUGA
This is a messenger RNA of Acanthamoeba castellanii str. Neff, 213 nucleotides long. RefSeq lists its product as uncharacterized. The coding region runs from base 1 to 213 and encodes 70 amino acids. The record is from RefSeq and is a predicted model, not a curated record. Lineage: Eukaryota; Discosea; Longamoebia; Acanthamoebidae. The transcript has 3 exons. Gene Ontology annotation, molecular function: DNA binding. Gene Ontology annotation, biological process: regulation of DNA-templated transcription.